AUGCCCAGAGAAGAGAAUACCCACAGUACUACGCCCCCCCUCUCUGUUCCUCCGUCUCUUCCAGAAGCCAAUUCGAGUGUCUCCCCCCCCCCAAAUACCAAAUACCCGCCCCAUUCUGCUCGAUUCCCUCCGUCCUCCAGUGCCAGUCCUCCUGUCCCAUGGCUGGACACACCCCCCUCUCCAGCUAGCCGCAUCCGAUCUCCCGAUGCACUUUGUCAUCUCACCGUUUUCCCUUCCAGUUCUCUUCCACCGACCACUCUUUCCCCUUCCUCUCACAACUUAAUCACUCAGGUCACCCAUCGUAUCAUUUAA
Molecule: messenger RNA, 312 nt
Organism: Penicillium oxalicum
Lineage: Eukaryota; Fungi; Ascomycota; Eurotiomycetes; Eurotiales; Aspergillaceae
Exons: 1
Coding region: 1-312 (103 amino acids)
Source: RefSeq, a predicted model, not a curated record